AUGAACAUGGGGCUGAAGAUAGUAAGGGAAGGAAAUGAGUACUACCUUGUCCAUCAAGGUGAAAUUCAACGAUAUUUGAGUUCAAGAAGACAGCUAGAGAGAGGAAAUAGUAGCAGUUUAGUUAGCUCGGGAAAAGGCCUUGCAGGACCUUUGGAAGAAGAGGAACCUUGCAUGGGGAUUCUGGACCGAAUCCUUUUCUUCAUUGGGGACUUGGAAGCUGCUUCGGUAUGCGCCAAGCGAAGCCGGGUGUUGUAA
This is a messenger RNA of Ilex paraguariensis (yerba mate), 255 nucleotides long. Lineage: Eukaryota; Viridiplantae; Streptophyta; Magnoliopsida; Aquifoliales; Aquifoliaceae. The record is from the annotation of a GenBank genome assembly.